Adineta ricciae is the source of this 1098-nucleotide messenger RNA. The record is from the annotation of a GenBank genome assembly. NCBI's taxonomy places the organism in Eukaryota, Metazoa, Rotifera, Eurotatoria, Adinetida, Adinetidae.
AUGACAUUCACCAGCUUCUUUAUUCUAGGAGGUAUGAGCAAUACAACGAUGGAUGGCGUACAAUUGACCGAUUCUAUCAAUGUUUUGAAUAAGAAUAUUACGCUAUAUGUUUUUGGUUCCAUUUGGAUUAUGGGAAAUAUUGGAUCAAUUUUGACUUGCAUCGUUUUUCAUCGGCCACAAUUUCGGAAGAGCCCAUGUGCGAUAUACUUUUUCGCCGCCAGCUGUUCACAAUUAUUGCUUUACAAUUUUUCCUUGUUAAAUCGAAUACUACAAUAUGGUUUUAAUGAACAAACAGCACAAAGAAAUCUUUGGUUUUGUAAGAUGCGCUUCUACUUUCUAUAUCUUCUUAUGGCUAAUGCACGUUACAACAUUAUUCUAGCUUCAGUUGAUCGCUAUAUCGCUAGCUCUCGAGAUGCUCUUCGUCGUCAAUGGAGUUCAUCGAAAACUGCAUUUCGAGCAAUUGUUGGUAAUGCUCUCUUUUGGACUAUCGUGUAUAUUCAAGUGAUCGUUUUUUAUGAAAUCGCAAAUAACAGUUGUCAACCUCGAGCAGGAACUAGUGGUGUAUAUUUUAGCAUCUAUAUUACCAUCGACAAUGGCAUUCUUCCAUUAAUUUUGAUGCUCAUUUUCGGUUUGCUAACCGCUAAGAAUGUACGUCGAAUAGGCUCGAGGCGUGUUGAGCCUGUCGCUCGUAAUGCGCACGCAGGUGGUCAACCAAUCCGAGUGAAGGACAUAUCGAGGAAAGAUAGACACCUUCAGAAAAUGUUGAUCAAUCAAAUUAUUGUCUCCUUGUUUCUUAACAUACCAAAUCCGUGUUUUCUUCUCUACGAAACGAUUACUGGAAGUACGUAUAAGUCAGUGGCACGUCUUCAAAUAGAAGCAUUCGUCAGCAAUAUGACGUAUAUUCCACUUUAUCUUGGCUUUGCGUUGACCUUCAGUAAUUUCAUGAUUUCAUCAACGAUGUUUCGACGAGAGUUUUUCACUAUCAUCCAGACAAGGAUACUUCGACGAUUGCCAGUACGACUUGCAAAUAAUGAUCCAGUUACUGUACGAAAUGGGACAGAAAACGUUGUGGAUCAUCUUUCUGAGAAAAAUCGGUGA